This is a messenger RNA of Lodderomyces beijingensis, 1536 nucleotides long. Lineage: Eukaryota; Fungi; Ascomycota; Pichiomycetes; Serinales; Debaryomycetaceae. The record is from the annotation of a GenBank genome assembly.
AUGGAAACAGCAUCGUCGUUCAGCUGCAGAGUUGGUCCUAGAUUUACCGGCAAUUUAGCCGUGUUGUGUGAUGUUGCUGCUUCAGGAACCACUGUGAAUGUUGCAACUGGAAACCAGGCUCAAGGUGCUGGCUCACUUGCAAUUGAGUCCAUUGGAUUCUGCUCAACUCCCAUGCUGCGCUCAGACAACUUCAUUCCUGUUUCCGAGGAUGUCACCACUACCACCACCACCACCACCACCAACGCCUACACUGACAUCGCUACCACUACUGCUGCUACCACCACCACCACGGCUAAACCACAAAUCACAUUCGUUCACAAAUUAUACCGCAUGUUGCAUGACAAUUCCGUCUGCCACGUCAUUUGGUGGAACGAAGACGGCGAAACUUUCCACAUCCAGGCAGAUGAAGAGCUCACUGCGGUAUUGGGCAAAUACUUUAAACACAGCAACGAACAGUCGUUCAUUAGACAAUUGAACAUGUACGGGUUCCACAAGAUUAAUGAGAAAAAACGCGACAAGUCAACCAAGAAGAACAACAAGCUUUGGGAUUUCAGACAUUCAAAAAGACAGUUUAAAAAGGGCACUGAUGAGGCUACUUUGUUUUCAAUCAAGAGAAGGUCGACAAAGAACCUCAACUUGCAAAGAGAAGUGAUUACGUUGGACACAAUUCCAGCUGCUACCACUGCUGUUGCUGCUCCCGCUCUCGCUACCACUACUGCUGCUGCUGCUGCACCACAAACUGACACCGUCCAAGUACCAACCCCAGUUUCCGUAAUCAUUUCAACUCCAGGAGAAAACACUACAACAGAGCAAGGGUACUUUGGCCCCAAGUGCCAAAUAGUCAAAACUCCAACUGCAACCCCGAAAUCGUCGGUGUCUCCCUUGUCUCAGUUGCCAAGAUUACCAUUGCCACACGCAGGACAAACUCAAAUAUUGCCAGGGGUUGAGAACUUGACACCCCCAAAUUUGAAAUCCUUCAAGAGAAGAAGAUCCUCAUCAAUCUUCUCCUGCAGCCCAUCAACUCCCAUGACUCCAACAACUCCACUUCUCCAAUAUACCCCUUGUUGCCAACAACAACAACAACAACAACAUCAACAACAACCAUGUGAGGCUUUGAGAUCUGAAAUCACAUCACUCAAGCAAGAGUACAACACUCUAUUCGCUCAAUACCUGCAACAAUCAACCUACUUCAAGACGGUAUUGGACAAAAUAGACAACUUCUCCUUCCCUUCCUCAACUUCAACGCAGAUGCAAAGAUCCGAGUCUAAAUUAGAAUCAUUCAUUUGCCCCCUUACAAAACAACCACAUCACCCUAGACUCGUGGUGCCUAAAUUGAAUAGCUGCAUUCAAGUGCCAACUCCGUUAUCCAGCAGAGCACCUUCAUUAGCUUCAUUAUGCGAAGGAGGUAAACUACAUGCAGGCAAGUCGAGCACUAGUGGGUGUGGAGCUGAAUCCAAGUUGAACUUGGGCUUGGAUUCGAGCUUGACGAGAUUACCUCCUAUGCACUACCCAAUUAAAAAGGCUAGAUUGGCCUAG